This is a messenger RNA of Sinocyclocheilus grahami, 1032 nucleotides long. RefSeq names its product perforin-1-like. Gene Ontology annotation, cellular component: membrane. The annotation marks the transcript as partial. NCBI's taxonomy places the organism in Eukaryota, Metazoa, Chordata, Actinopteri, Cypriniformes, Cyprinidae. Gene Ontology annotation, biological process: immunological synapse formation; defense response to virus; T cell mediated cytotoxicity. The transcript has a single exon. Gene Ontology annotation, molecular function: wide pore channel activity. The record is from RefSeq and is a predicted model, not a curated record.
UACGUCCAUCUGGGAGGGCGAGUGAGGCGGGUCACAGCUUUUCGAACUUGUCUUGCAACCCUGAAAGGCUUCUCUGAGACUGAUAUCAAGAACUGCCUAAACAUUGAGUUAAAGAUGACUCUGGGGUUCCUGCCAGCUAAUGUCUCGCUUUCCAACAAAUGCUCUCACAUCCUUAAAGAUAACAUGAACAUGGGAUUCUACCAGGGCUUCAUGACACACAAGACAGAGGUGCUGGGAGGUGAGAAAUACUUUCCAGACCUAGUUUUAAACCAAAGCCCAGCUGAAGCAUACUCGAACUGGACGAUGAGCCUGCAUGACAAUCCUGAGGUUAUAUCAUAUGCAAUUUUCCCUCUCCAUCAUCUGGUGGCUGAUCCCAAGGUUAGUGCCAAUCUAAAAAGAGCAGUAACAGAGUAUAUUGAAGAGAACAUGCUUCCUGUAGAUCACAAGGAGAAUCAAGGAUGCUCAAAGACACCAAAUCUGGACCACAACUGCUGUCCUAUGCAAGCCGGCCGUGGCAAGUUAGUAGUGAUGGUGCAGAGAGCAGCAGGCCUGAAAGCAGAUCUCUUCACACGCACUGACGGUUAUGUGAAAGUCUGGUACAACCUCAUGUAUGAGGAGACUGAGGUGAUUAUGGACAAUAAUGAUCCCGAAUGGAACAUCAGCUAUGAUUUUAGGUCAAUUGAGUUUGGUCAUGAACUCAUAUUUGAGGUUUGGGACAGUGAUGUCAUUUAUAAUGACUUUGUGGGGAGAUGUGUGGUCAGACCUGAACGUGGAUCUCAUUCACACAGCUGUAAAUUAAAGAGAGGCAUCCUGUAUUUCACCUACAAUGCUUCUUGUGAAGCUCAUCUGACUGGACCCAGGUGUAGCAGAUAUUCACCAAAAGCAUAAGACCUUGUAUUUGUAUAGAACAAUUUAUACAAAAAGAAUAUAAAGCAUAUUUCGGCAUAUUGCUUUUUAGACAGUUAAAGGUGAGACAUCAUAUCAUAAACAGAGAUGCAUAGAAAAAAUAAUCACAAACAAUAAAAAAAAUAA